UUCAAUUGUCAGAUUACGAAAAUUUGUUAGUUUUUUUAGCAAUCAUUUUUUUAGUUAAAGUUUCGGAAUGACGUCACGUGCGCGCGUGCCGACGUCGCAACGAGUCAGCAAAAUGAUUCGAGAGUACGAGGAACGAAUCUCCCAGCAGGCAUCUUCCAGCCCCAAAACCAGAGGACUGUACUUGCAGCAGCAGACGAGGGAGACACUGGCCAUGGGAGAUGACAGCGAAGUCGAGAAGGUGGCGGAGUUCGAAGUGCUGAAGCUGGAGGAGCAAGACGAAGACAAAGCGGAGGAGAAUGUGAUGGAAGAAACGGCAGAAAAACGGCCGAAGAAGAAGCGCUUUGGCCUGUCCACGCUUUGCAAACAGGCCAAACUGUUGAGCAAAUGGAGAAUGCCCUGCGGCACGAGAUCCCAUUCGGAUAGCGAUUAAAUGUGCCGGCACAAGCCUAAGAAGGAGGCAGGAUGAGUCGAUGCAGUUGAGGAGACCUCCACCUCUAGCUGUUACCCCUCAAAAAAGAUCGUAAAAAGCAUUUGUCUCUCAUACGUCCCUCUCCCUCUCCCUCCACAUCUUUCGGCGCAUUUUCAUAAAAUAAUUAUGUUAUUUCCGUAAA
Messenger RNA from Drosophila guanche, 611 nucleotides. RefSeq lists its product as uncharacterized. Bases 68 to 430 code for a protein of 120 amino acids. The record is from RefSeq and is a predicted model, not a curated record. The transcript has 3 exons. Lineage: Eukaryota; Metazoa; Arthropoda; Insecta; Diptera; Drosophilidae.